AUGAUUCCCAUCAAGAAACGAGAAUACGAUAAAAGAAAAUUCAUAAAUAGGCGAAAGCGACAAAUUUAUAAUUAUAAAAUAAGUUCAAAAAAAGAUGAAAGGAACGUUGAAAUAAAAAUUACCAAAGGGGUUAAUUCAAUGGAAACUCAAAACUUUGAACGUUAUAAACUAAAUGCCAAGACUGAGAGUCUAUGGAAGAGGGAAGAAAAUAAUAAGGAUGUACGGGAUUCUAUCCUGUUCAGGGAUCCUUUUUCAUCACGAUACUCAAAUGAUCAAAUUUCGUAUUUGAAAGGUGAAACAAAGUUGACCUUAAACACUUCACUAAUCAUUUUUGGUAUUACGGGCGCAUCUUUGGUGGUUGUGGUGAUCUUAAUCCUUAUAAUCCGAAGAACAAAUUUUUGUAAAAACUUUACAUCAUCUUUGGUGAAAAAUACAUAUCAACAUCGACAUUUGCUCAAAAGAGGCAAGGAUUCCACGAAUCAUGACGAUGAUAAAAUCGUUCCAGUUAUUGUGUCCAAUGUCAAGAGCGAAGAUGAUGAUGAAAUAACCAAAUUAACUCCCGUUGCAAGAUUUUCUUCUUCGAGACGUCGUAAAAGCCGUUCUUCGAUUACAAAAUUCAAUUUUAGUCCACAAAAUUCCAUUAGGAAGAGUAACUGCAGUCGUUAUGAUUUUUUGAAAUCUAAAAUUAAUUAUUUAGAUCAGGAUUUUAAUAAUUAUUUUAAACCUGUCCACGGUUUAUUCGAGAAGGAUUUGAUAGAAGAAAUUGAUGAAACGAUAAAAGAUGAUUUUGUUUUCAAUUCACUGCCCAAAGAAGCCGUUAAUUGGGAAGAAUGUAUGAGAUAA
Messenger RNA from Funneliformis mosseae, 843 nucleotides. Lineage: Eukaryota; Fungi; Glomeromycota; Glomeromycetes; Glomerales; Glomeraceae. The record is from the annotation of a GenBank genome assembly.